CACCUUAGUGAAAUAAUCUUCGAUUUUCAGUUGAAAUUCAGUGGUUCUCUGUAACACUUCGUCGAAUUUGGGGAUCACAAUGCAUACUUUUAAAAUACUACCAAUUUUUGCUGUACUAUCUUCAAUAUAUACAAUAACAAUGGCUUCUGCUGACGCCAAACCGCCACAUUACAGUGCACUCCGAGUUGUGGCAGAGGCAGCCAUUGCCGAUUGUUAUGAAGAUUCGGCUCAGAGUGUCAAAGUGCAGAUAACCGAUGAGGGAUUCGAUGAGAUAGUGAAGGGUUCCCGUACUAAUUUAACUCAUAAUGCGAAGUGUAUACGUUACUGCAUUAUGCGGAAAAAUGGCUUGCUAAAUAACGAUAAUUCCAUCGAUAAGGAAAACAUUUUGCAAAUAUUUCAAAUAAUUCAUCCACAAAUUGAAAAGGACUUACUACUGAAUGUGCUACAAAAAUGCUCCCAAGAAGCGGAUAAACAGGCCAAUAAUUGUGAGCGCGCUUUUGUGACGUCCAGCUGCAUUCUUCAGGAGUUGAGUGAAGAUGGUGUAACCGAUAUUUAAAGGCGAAUUUCAUUAAAUCCCGACCAAGAAGCAUACACAACAUAUUAUAUUAUCAUUUGUUCAUAUUAAUAGCAGUGCCAAUAAUCACAUGAUUUAAUUUCAAACAUUUAUAUCAUUUGAAAUUGUGUUUUAAGAUUCACAUAACGGUACAGAAAAUGAUUAUUAAUUCGAAUUUCCGUAAGGAAUGUAACAUUGAUCGUCCUUUAUGAGCUGUUCAUAAGUGCUGCCUUUGUUGCGUAAAAAAUAUUAUAUAAUUCUGGGGUAAAGCGUAUUAUUACUCCAAACACAAUUUAAUUGGAAUAGAUUCAGUCAAAUGAAAUUAUUAUUGGGUAAUAUAUCAGAGUAUUCUAAGUUCAACCCUGAUGGAAUUUUAAAUUUAACAAAAAAACUUAAAAAAUAUCAACAAAUAUAUUUCAUAUUUAUAAUCAGCAAAUAUCGAUAAAAAAUAAAUGGUGUUCCACGAAGUGGUGUCAAGUUGCCUAAAAGUAAGGAAUUAACUAAAAACAUUUCGCUUGAAACGAUAGAAAUACGAAUAAACUGGCAAACAAAUCAUAUAAUUAGUGUGAAGGCACCCGAAUAUAAGUUCUCAGAAGGCUUGGAGCGAACUCAAUUAUGAUAUGAGUAUUGAGGCAAACAGAAGAAACCCACAUACAUUUAGCAACCUUAAAUAUGAGACGCUAGAAAAACAAAUACCACAGGACACUCUUUACGCCGUAAAGGGUGAAGGACUUCAAGAAGUGGUUUGAAGCUGCUUCUCAUACAAUGAUGGAUGGUCAAUAAAUAUUAUUCAAGGCAUUAUAAAGCAGUUCAAAUAUAUAAAAAUUAUAACAAGUUUAUACUUCAUUAUAAAAAGAAAAAAAUCUAAAAAUGGAUCUUCCGACUUCAACUCCAUUGAAAAUGUGUGGAGGGAUAUUAUAUUUCUGAAAAAUAAAAAAAAAACUUUUUGAAGAAUGUAAACACAGAAAAGAACUAUCUGAUUAAAUAUUUGUUGAAUUAUUUUUUUACUUCAGUUAACGAUAGAUAUUUUUGAUUUUUCUGUGAAUUUAAAGACUUUUGUUGGUCCAUUGUUAUUUUUGUGAAACCAAAAGCAAGUCUUUGUAUUUAUUUAUGAAAACUCAGUAGUUUUCCCGUACCUAAAUGGGCACUUCUAGUUUUGUGAACACAACUGUAUGUAUAUUUUUGUU
Messenger RNA from Zeugodacus cucurbitae (melon fly), 1740 nucleotides. Its product is annotated as general odorant-binding protein 19d-like. The transcript has 5 exons. The record is from RefSeq and is a predicted model, not a curated record. NCBI's taxonomy places the organism in Eukaryota, Metazoa, Arthropoda, Insecta, Diptera, Tephritidae. The coding region runs from base 80 to 556 and encodes 158 amino acids. Gene Ontology annotation, molecular function: odorant binding. Gene Ontology annotation, biological process: sensory perception of smell.